Messenger RNA from Dentiscutata erythropus, 519 nucleotides. The record is from the annotation of a GenBank genome assembly. Lineage: Eukaryota; Fungi; Glomeromycota; Glomeromycetes; Diversisporales; Gigasporaceae.
AUGGGAAAAAGUAUAUUUAAAAAUCAAACACCAGAAACAGUUUCUAAUGAACUUGAAGUGAAACGCCAAAAGCAAGAGUGCAAGCUUGAAAUGGAGAGUUUCAAAUUACCUAGCGAUCAGAUAUUUAAAAUUAUUCAGACACCAAAGACAUAUUCUACUGAACUUAAAAUAAAACGUAUUAAACCUGGUAAUUACAAUUAUCAACAUAAACUUAAGCUUGGAAUAAAACGUUCAAAUUCAUUACCUAACAAACCCCAACAAAAGACAAAAUUUAAAAAUAACCAAACACCAAAGACAUUUUUAGAUAGAGCUAUUUCAAAACAUUGCCGUUCAUUAAGUUCUCUUGAAGUAAUGCAACAAACAAUAUAUCAACCUCAAAUUGUUAAGGAGACUAAAUUAGAUUCUUCUACGCAAACUUCUGGAAAGAACUAUGCUGAUAUAACAUUACAUUCUAAUCGUGGAGUUAAUGCUGGCCUAUGGGAUUUACAAUCUAAAGACUUUUCUCGAUAUAGACUUUAA